Messenger RNA from Soboliphyme baturini, 414 nucleotides. NCBI's taxonomy places the organism in Eukaryota, Metazoa, Nematoda, Enoplea, Dioctophymatida, Soboliphymatidae. The record is from the annotation of a GenBank genome assembly.
AUGUUCACGGAACGGCUCGAAACAAGCCUGUGCUUGAGAAUAGCCGCCGGCAUCCACUUCACUCUCAUAACACUGGUUCUGAUGGGGCGGUGGGUGCCGAUGGCGUACCUAUUCGCCAACACGGCGUUCAUCAUGUGUCUGUUCUGGAGCAUAACCGCUUCGGAAGUCGACUCGCCGUACCCGCUGUUGCAGUCGUUCGCCCUGAACAUAUUCUGCCUGGUGCUGGACGUGUUCGUCAUGACGUUGAACUACGGAGCGGUCGCUACCACGGCCGUCGACAGGUUCAGCAUUUCGAUGUCGAUCCUGAACUUCAUGUUUCGUCUGGCAAGCGUCGGCCUGCUGUAUUACGUCAGGGACGAGAGGAAACGACUGAGGUAUGCCGCUCCGAGCAAUCCGGCUCCUUCCGCGGUCUGA